UGCUUCUUCUCCUCCGCCUAUUUCCUCUCCGCUCCCUUCCAUCGCGGAAAACCUCUUCAACCUCUUAAUUAAUUGGUUUCCUCGAUCCGAACCCUCUUCUCCGCCAAUCCCCGACGCCGAUCCGCUCCUCGCUCCUCCCCUCGACAGCCCCACACAGGCCCAGCACGACACAAAAAGAAAAGAAAACAUCAGUCUUCUUCCAACAGAUUGCUGACGGGAGAAGCAGAAAUGAGAGGAAGUUUGAAUCAAAUAAUUGAAUUUGGGUCGGGGGAGAAGCCACCAAACAACCGCAAAUGGAACGCGAAAUGCAGGCAGCUAGACACACACAGAGAGCAUUCCGACGAUUAAAACAAGGCAAAAACCAGCUGGUGUCUCAUCUUUCCUUUUCCCUGCGAAGACGACAGCUUUGAUGAAAUAGGGAGCCUUACCCCUCUGCGUCCUGUCGCUCAAUACCUUCCUGUUAUUCCAUGGAUCCAAAACCGAAGAGGAGAGUUGUGGUGGAGAAUGGAGAUACAGGGGAAGACCUAGUCCUUGCCACAUUAAUUGGCAAUGGCGAAGAUUUGGGUCCAAUCGUUAGGCACGCCUUUGAGAUGGGACGCCCUGAAGCCCUUCUCCAACAGCUGAAAGGUGUAGUGAAGAAAAAAGAAGUGGAAAUUGAGGAUCUUUGCAAGAGCCAUUAUGAAGAGUUCAUCUUAGCAGUUGAUGAGCUUCGUGGUGUCCUUGUCGAUGCUGAAGAGCUCAAAGGUGAGCUCGCAAGUGAUAACAUCAAGCUCCAGGGAGUUGGGAACUCUCUCUUGAUCAAGCUCGAGGACCUUCUCGAGUCCUAUUCCAUCAAGAAGAAUGUCACCGAAGGCAUAAAAUUGUCAAAAUCAUGUGUUCAAGUCCUUGAGCUAUGUGUCAAAUGCAACAACCACAUGAUGGAUGGUAACUUCUACCCGGCACUGAAGACUGUGGACUUGAUCGAAAAGAAUUACCUGAAGAACAUCCCUAUGAGAUCGCUGAAACUAGCAGUGGAGAAGACAAUCCCAGUCAUCAAAACACACAUCGAGAAGACGGUCACCAGUCAGUUCAAUGAGUGGCUUGUUCAUGUAAGGAGUUCAGCAAAGACCAUUGGCCAGACAGCGAUAAGCCACUCAGCAUCAGCUCGCCAGAGGGAUGAAGAAAUGCUGGAACGGCAAAGGAGAGCCGAGGAGCAGAAUGUUUCCGGUUUAGGAGACUUUGCAUUCACUCUAGAAAUUGAGGAAAUCGAUGAAGAUUCAGUAUUACAGUUCGAUCUCACUCCUCUUUAUCGAGCUCAUCACAUCCAUGCUUGCCUUAGGAUUCGUGAUCAGUUCCGUGACUACUACUAUAAAAAUCGGGUCCUGCAGCUGAACUCAGACUUGCAAAUCUCAUAUGGUCAACCGUUCAUUGAAUCAUACCAGACCUACUUGGCUCAAAUUGCUGGCUACUUUAUUGUUGAGGAUCGCGUAUUAAGGACUGCUAGUGGUGUUCUUUCUUCAGAUCAAGUUGAGACAAUGUGGGAAAUAACUCUCAAUAAAAUGACAUCUUUGUUAGGUGAUCAGUUCAACCGCACAGAUUCGGCUACUCAUCUCUUACUAGUGAAGGACUAUGUCACACUUCUUUCUGAAACACUUCGGCAAUAUGGUUACGACACAAGCCAACUCUUGGAGGCUCUGGAUAAAGGCCGAGAGAAGUACCACGACUUUCUGUUGAGGGAAUGUAGAGAGCAGAUUGUUGGUGCCCUUGGAAAUGACACGUACGAGCAAAUGCAGCACCAUCGCGGAGUAUCCCAAGCCAUGCAGAUUGCAGCAAACAUAUCGGUUCUCGAACGUGCAUGCGAUUUCUUCCUACGGCAUGCUGCCCAGCUAUGUGGAAUCCCUGCUCGGUCAGUCGAGAGGGCUCAAGCUAGUUUGACUGCUAAAGUGAUCCUGAAAACUUCAAGGGAUGCUGCUUACUUGGCGCUUUUGACUUUGGUGGACACCAAGUUGGAGGAGUUCAUGGCUCUUACUGAUAAUGUUCAGUGGACAACCGAGGAGACGCCUCAGAAUGGGAAUGAGUACAUAAACGAGGUGGUGAUCUACCUCGACACACUUUUAUCGACUGCUCAAAAGAUUCUGCCUCUGGAUGCUUUGUAUAAAGUUGGCUGUGGUGCUUUGGAGCAUAUUUCGAACUCCAUCGUUGGAGCUUUUCUAAGUGAUACUGUGAAGAGGUUCAACGCCAAUGCAGUGCUCUCCUUAAACUAUGAUUUGAAGAUGUUGGAGAAUUUUGCUGAUGAGAGGUUUCACAGUACUGGGCUGAGUGAAAUAUACAAGGGAGCGAGUUUCAGGUCGUGUUUGGUGGAAGCAAGGCAGCUGAUCAAUCUUCUGUCGAGCAGCCAGCCGGAGAACUUCAUGAACCCUGUGAUCCGGGAGAGGAACUACAACACUUUGGAUUAUAAGAAGGUGGCUACCAUUUGUGAGAAGUUUAAGGAUUCGGCUGACUCAAUCUUCGGUAGUCUUUCUAACAGGAAUGCGAAGCAGAGUGCCAAGAAGAGAUCGAUGGAGGUGCUGAAGAAGAGAUUGAAGGACUUCAAUUGA
Molecule: messenger RNA, 2576 nt
Organism: Linum tenue
Lineage: Eukaryota; Viridiplantae; Streptophyta; Magnoliopsida; Malpighiales; Linaceae
Source: the annotation of a GenBank genome assembly